Molecule: messenger RNA, 1668 nt
Organism: Trichoderma asperellum CBS 433.97
Lineage: Eukaryota; Fungi; Ascomycota; Sordariomycetes; Hypocreales; Hypocreaceae
Source: RefSeq, a predicted model, not a curated record
CUUUUUAUUUGGGUAAACUGCAAUCGUAUCAAUGGUAUGCCGAACAAACAGAUGGACGCAUUUCUAUUCGGCUUUGGCUGACGAAUCUUGACCAUAUAAUCUACUGCAAUCUCCUGUUUUUCUCAGUGCAGAAAUCCAUCACUUUAUUCAUUUCACGGUAUAUCAUAUUGCAUAAAUUUAAAGACUAUCCUUUUUUGUCUCAAUGGAACAAGUCCGAGCCGAGAGAGCCUCUGAUGAGAGGCGUGAAUCGCUUCAGAACCAAGGUCAAAAGCGAAAUAUCGAACGUACAGGCAUCGGUAAUCCCAAUUCUGGACCUUUUCCAAAGCGACAGCGAGAAUCCAAACUCUCUGAUGAACAUGCAGCUGUUGAAGCUACCAAUAAGUUCGCCGAUUGUAAUAACCCAGUGGCUUUUUGGGCAAAAGAAGGAUUCUGGCCUCUCGGAUACGCUAGGCAUGGUAGAGAACAUAUACUGGCACAAAAGCGCUUGACAGAAUCCUUGGCGUUGAGCGAUUCCCCGGAAGAUUUAGCAGAUGCCUCGAUGUCGGAAAUUGAAGAUGAUUUAGGAGAUAGAGAAGAUUUAGAGAGUGAUGGUUGGCCGCAUGAGGAAAAGUUUGCCUUGUACGAACAUCUUGAGACUAUGCUCGAUAAAGAGCGCAGCUUUAUUGGCGAUUCAAUCUUGGGUGCUGACCCUAAGAUCACGGAGCUUUGCCAGAAGUGGCUUGAGGAAUAUCAGGAACUUCCUGAUGGACUCGAAACCAGCGUUGACUUUUUCGAGUCUCUCGUACAGGAUGAUAAAACUGAGCUCGAUUCCGCCCAACUGUUUAGCUCGCACCUCAUGCCCUAUGAAGGGAUUCAAAUUCUGGGCAGAAGCUUUUAUAGAGGCUGGAACAACUCGGUUCCUUUGACUGAAGUUCGCCCGCAGCCUGACUUGACCGUUGGAUUUGCCCUAUGCGAGUUUUCCCAGGAUCAGCUCAACCGACUUCUUCCGUUCAUUGGCGAAGAUCCUGCUCAGUAUCGUUCUUUCUUCAUGGCCACAGACCAAAUAUGCUUUCCCUUCUUGACGUACGAGAUGAAUGAUGAUUCUAUAGACGAGGCAGACCUUUUGAACGCCCACAACAUGACUCUUGCUGUGCGUAGCAUGGUGGAGCUGUUUCGUCUUGUUAACCGCCAGAACGAACUUCAUCGGCAGAUUAUUGCCUUUUCUCUCUCUCACGACUGCACAUCGGUGCGCAUAUAUGGUCAUUAUGCGGAAAUUGAUGGAGAGAUAACCAAGUACUACCAUCAUCUGAUCCACAGCUACAGGUUUGAACAUGAGGAUGAGGAGGGCAAAUGGGCGGCAUACCGGUUUGUGAAGAACGUGUAUGAGAAAUGGGUGCCUGGCCACUACGAGAAGAUUUGCUCGGCCAUCAAUGAGCUGCCGUUGUUGGGAUCCAAUUCUGAGGCGAUUUCCAAGCACAAAUGGGAUCCUAUAUCGCAAUUACCUGAUGCACUUGCUCAUCUUGAGAUAGAGUAAUAUGGAUCUGCUCAGAAUUGUACAUCUAUAUCUCUAUACCGCCGUAUAUACAUCGUAUAUUACGUAUAUAUGACCUGUAUAUAACGAACACUCUUUUAGUAUAUUAUAGCUGGUUUGAAUUUUAAUCUGUUUACCAAGUUGGUCUUUUCCAUUUA